Molecule: messenger RNA, 994 nt
Organism: Caenorhabditis sp. 36 PRJEB53466
Lineage: Eukaryota; Metazoa; Nematoda; Chromadorea; Rhabditida; Rhabditidae
Source: the annotation of a GenBank genome assembly
AUGCUUGCUUCUCUUCCUUGUCCUUCGAAUUCGGUCAAAUCGACAACCGACAUGUUUGACGACGACAAUUACACGCGUGGCUGGAAGGUUUGUCUCUUCUUUUCUUUUCGUUUUUUUUUUGCUUCUGUAGCCGUUCAUCCUUCUCCCACACUCUUUUCACUGGUUUCAAACAACGAUUAUCGUUGGAAGAUCCUCCUUUCUCCUCCUCCUCCUCCAUUUUUUGUUGCUUUUUCUCACUAAACCACCCCUAUUCUAUUCUUCUUCUUCUGAACAUCAUCUUGUACAGGAAGCCGCGUUGGCGGUCGAGAUGACGGCGUCUCCGCAUCACAACAACAAUCAUCUGACAGAUGCGGCGAUGCGCACGUUCAAACCGCCCAACUACGAUGAUGGUAAGAGCUGGUCCCUAGCUGAUAAUUUCAUUUUUUUUUCUAAAGUUGCCUGCUCGUCAAGCCGUUCCCGUCCGUUGGCAAUGCGACGCGAACGCAGUGAUCUCGGACCGUCUCUCGCUUCCAAUGGUGGAAUCAACUUUGGAAUUGUCGGAAAGAGCAACGCACAAAGAUUGGCAUUUCACAACGAGAGCAGUCCCGGACCGGCACACACGCAGUUUGGUGAGAAACCCAUAGGUGCGGGAUAUUUGAGAAACGCCAAAAUAUUCUUCUGACCUGUAAAGUCGGAAAUGCCCAGAUUGCUGUCCCUUAAGGACAUUCCAGCAAUCUGAACAUUUCCGACUCCCCUCCCACUCGCCUGUCCCUAACUGCCGGCGCGCAAUUCAAAAUACCUAUGGAGAAACCGUUUUAAACCAACUUUUAUUUUACCGCUUCCUGCAGGUCGCGUUCCGAUGACACCUCCGGCGAAUGCGGAGGUCGACUUUUCACUCAAAUCGAUUUGGCGGAGGCGUACCUACAAGUGGAAACCGAUCCGGAAGCGUCAGAACUUCUCUGCAUCAAUACGCAUCUUGGACUUUUUCGCUAUCAACGUCUGCCAUUCGGAGUGA